This is a messenger RNA of Trichomonas vaginalis G3, 246 nucleotides long. RefSeq names its product CENP-S associating centromere protein X family. NCBI's taxonomy places the organism in Eukaryota, Parabasalia, Trichomonadida, Trichomonadidae. Gene Ontology annotation, cellular component: FANCM-MHF complex; Fanconi anaemia nuclear complex. Gene Ontology annotation, biological process: replication fork processing; kinetochore assembly; resolution of meiotic recombination intermediates. Bases 1 to 246 code for a protein of 81 amino acids. The record is from RefSeq and is a predicted model, not a curated record. The transcript has a single exon.
AUGGCAGAAGACGCAAAAUUUAGAACAGCAACAAUCAAAGCAAUUAUUGAAUCAGCAUUAGCAGAUCAAAAUGAUGACCAAAAACUAAGAAUUCCGCCGACAACUGUUGAACUUAUCGCCGAAUAUCUAAGGUGUGUCGUAGUAGAAGCGACAGAACGUGCAGUAGAUGUAGCAGGUGACGAGAAAGUUAUCGACGAAUCUCAUUUAGAGAAAAUUUUACCGCAAUUACUUCUUGAUAUUUCUUGA